AUGGAUAUUCACGCUACGCUCAAGACUUUAUCUCUACAAGAAAAGGUCAGGCUACUGUCCGGUACGCCAGAUGACUUUGUCUCAAUCGCAGGCAUCCCUGAGAAGGUCAUUGCGCCAUUCAAGACGGCUGAUUCAAUCAACGGAAUACGGCCCAGUGAAUUCAACAGUACACUCACAACAGCAUGCUUCCCCAACACAGCCUGCAUAGCCUCAACAUGGAACACCGAGCUCUUGGAGAAGAUGGGCGCUGAGCUCACUCGCCAGGCAAAGAUCAAACAUGCGCAAAUGAUCCUUGGGCCGACUAUCAAUAUCCAGAGAGAUCCUCGCGCCGGACGCAACUUUGAGUGCUUCAGUGAGGAUCCACUACUCUCGGGAUACAUGGCUGCGGCUAUUGUGAAUGGUAUUCAGAGUAAAGGCUAUGGAGCUUGUGCGAAGCAUUUCGUAUGCAAUGAUUCUGAGACUCAAAGGCGGUAUUACAAUGUCGAUGAGUCGCCAAAUGGAAGAGCAUUGAGAGAGAUUUAUCUCGCUGCUUGGUCAUUUCUCUUGAAGAAAUACAACAAGGUCGAUGGAUCGUUUUGCUGCGACAGCAAAACUCUUAUUGAGGACAUUCUUCGAAAGGAAUGGGGCUACAAAGGCAUCGUCAUGUCAGACUGGUUCGGCACUCGCUCCACCGUAGCUUCCAUGAAGGCUGGCGUCGACGUUGAGAUGCCCGUUCCUGUCUUUAGAGGCGAGAGACUCAUCAAGGCUGUAGGUUCUGGUGAAAUCAGCGAAGAGGUGAUCAACGCUAGCGUGACACGGCUUCUCGACCUACGAAACCGCACGCAAGCAGCGCAGAGUGAGGGACCGGAGAAAUCAGAAAUCAUCAAGGAGACCAAUGACAUCGCUCGUCAACUCGCUCAAGAAGGUAUCGUUCUUCUGAAGAAUGAGAAACAGACACUUCCACUGCCAGCAUCCAGUGGUCUGAGGAUCGGAGUUGUUGGUGAGUAUGCUAAAAAGGCUGUUUUCACCGGUGGUGGCAGUGCAUCAUGCAACCCUCAGUAUCGCCAAGUUCCGCUCGACCUUUUACGGGAAGCACUACCGGAUGAGAAUAUAGUCUCAUAUUCAAGUGGUGUUCGCAUGCGCCGUAUUAUUCCGACCGUACCUGUUGAUAUCGCCACGACGGACAAGGGCAAGAAGGGCGUUGAGGUGGCUUAUUACAACGCUGGUGAAGAUGAGCCCGUUCUCACCGAGACUUUGCAAGAUGCUGCUAUCAAUCUGAUGGCCCAGGGAAAGCCGGGGCUGAAGACACCUGGCUCUCGUGUGAAGAUGACUACUAACCUGGUUCCUACGACUACUGGAACACACACCCUCGCGCUUCGUCACUCAGGGUCGUUCAAUCUUGAGGUUGACGGCGUCUCUGUGUUCAAGGGCGAUGCGCCGGAUAUCACAACCGAGCAGUUCCUCUUCAACUUGAUCAAGCUUGAGUCGCGAGUCGAGCUGCAGAUGGAAGCAGGAAAGUCAUACCACAUCUCUGUCACCAUGCAAUCGAGAGAGCCUGUUGUUGGCGAACCUACCCCAUAUGGUCUCACCAUGGCCUUCGAAGAGGAAUACUCCGAAGAGCAAGCUAUAUCCGACGCAGUCGAAGUUGCAAAGUCAUCUGAUAUCACAAUCAUCCACGCCGGUCGCAGUGAACAGUACGAGUCUGAGGGUUUUGAUCUUGAAGAGAUUACCCUUCCUGCCAACCAAGUCGCCAUGAUCAGGGCUGUCGCCGCUGCUUCCAAGAAAACGGCUGUUCUUCUUCACUGCGGUAACCCCAUUUAUAUCAGUAGCUUCGUUGAUGAUGUCGAUGCUAUCGUGAACAUGCAUUUCCCUGGUCAAGAGGGACCGCAGGCUAUGGUUGAUAUCUUGACUGGAAAGGUGAACCCCAGUGGGAGGUUGACGGCGACUUGGUUCAAGACUCUGGAAGACUGGCCCAGUUUUGGGAACUUCCCUGCUCAGAAGUAUGAGGCAGGUGACUUUACCAUCAAGUACGCUGAGGGCUUGGAGAUCGGAUACCGAGCCCGGGUAUCGGAGAACCGGGUUCAGUUUCCCUUUGGCCAUGGGCUGUCUUACACUUCAUUCUCGUAUGACAGUCUCCAAGCCAAAUUGGACGCCUCUUCAACCCCUUCAACUCUCACAGUCAGCGUAAAUGUAUCGAAUACUGGCAGCCUUUCUGGCAAAGAAGUGGUGCAAGUCUACAUUAGCGCCCCUAAGAACGGAGCUCAUUGGAGGCCAACUCGGGAGCUGAAGGGAUUCACCAAGGUUCAACUCUCGCCAGGUGAGACUAAAGAAGUGUCUAUGCAGAUUGAGGUCGACACUUUCAACAGCCAUUGGAGUGAGGAUUCACAUGCUUGGGUAGAGGAUAAGGGCGAGUAUGGCGUGGAGGUUGGAGAUCAACGUGUCACUGUUGUUAUUUAG
This is a messenger RNA of Fusarium fujikuroi IMI 58289, 2436 nucleotides long. RefSeq names its product related to beta-glucosidase. NCBI's taxonomy places the organism in Eukaryota, Fungi, Ascomycota, Sordariomycetes, Hypocreales, Nectriaceae. The record is from RefSeq and is a predicted model, not a curated record. Gene Ontology annotation, biological process: glucan catabolic process. The transcript is spliced from 3 exons. Bases 1 to 2436 code for a protein of 811 amino acids. Gene Ontology annotation, molecular function: beta-glucosidase activity.